AUGAGUUCCUCCGCUACAUCAGAUGUCACAUUGUUGACAGAACAUUUCACAUACCGACCGACUGCUCUAAUUGACGACAUAGUAAACUCAAUCAAUGUCCUAGCAUUCAAAGCGACAGAAGCCGUCGAGAAAGGCCUUCUGGGCGCAAAUCCCAGCGACCUUGGCUUCAAGAUCCCCCCUCCUACCACCCCCGAAGCGCAAGAAGCCGGCAGAGCAAUUGCAGAAGCAGCAAAACACGAGAUUGAGAACGGCGUGCAUCAGCUAGAGACCCUCCUCGAGACUAAAAUAGACAGGAACUUCGAUCGGCUAGAAAUCUUCGCGUUAAGGAAUAUAUUGAGCGUGCCACCGGAAGUGAGGGAUUGGGUGCGAUUAAGCCAUUACGAAGGCUUGACCUUUACGCAGGAUAAAGAUGCGCCGAAUUCCGAGAGUGUUACGCUUCUGAGGAAGAAGUUGAGAGAGACGCAGAAAUUGCAUGCCUUGCUGAGAGCAGAGAAGGCGAGGAAUGAAGCGACGAUCAACGCGCUGAAAGCAUUGGUGUUGAAUCAGGCGACUAAGAAGGAGGAUGUUGACGGGGAAACUUAUCCUGCAUUUGCGUUCUUGCAGAAUAAGGGAGAGCUGAUGGGAGAUGGCAAACAACCGGUUACAACCACUGCAGAGUUCACUUUGAGCCAGGUCCCGUCAUUAAAAAGCUUGUUGGACAACUUGGAACCCAGACUAGAGCAGCUGGCCAACGGAAAUGGAGAGGAAGGGCUGGUUGGCGAGGAUCAGAAGAGUUGGCGGAGGGAGAGACUGGAAUUUAUAGAGAAAGAAACGCGUAGACAUAUGGAGAAUGUUAGGGGCUUGGAAUUAGGAGAGAUGGGCGAAGUGAGAGACGGAGAAUGGCAAGGAGAGGGUAGGAAACUCGGGAAAGGAGAAGUAGAAGAUUUAGAACGGGUGGUUAGCAUGGUGGGUGGUGAUGGGGGCGACCCAAUGGAACAGGAUUCGUGA
Molecule: messenger RNA, 987 nt
Organism: Mollisia scopiformis
Lineage: Eukaryota; Fungi; Ascomycota; Leotiomycetes; Helotiales; Mollisiaceae
Exons: 2
Coding region: 1-987 (328 amino acids)
Biological process (GO): protein localization to kinetochore; kinetochore assembly; mitotic sister chromatid segregation
Cellular component (GO): chromosome, centromeric region; nucleus
Source: RefSeq, a predicted model, not a curated record